This is a messenger RNA of Scatophagus argus, 1819 nucleotides long. RefSeq names its product meiosis specific with OB-fold (gene meiob). Gene Ontology annotation, biological process: resolution of meiotic recombination intermediates. Gene Ontology annotation, molecular function: single-stranded DNA binding; single-stranded DNA 3'-5' DNA exonuclease activity. The transcript has 15 exons. Lineage: Eukaryota; Metazoa; Chordata; Actinopteri; Scatophagidae. The coding region runs from base 219 to 1610 and encodes 463 amino acids. The record is from RefSeq and is a predicted model, not a curated record.
GGAUAUUUCCGAGUGUUUUGAAGGCAUCAUCUGAGGCCCGCAAACUCUGUCGGAAGAACUGCAUACUGAGGCAAACAGAUCCAGAAUCACUUCCAGUUGUGCGUUAGAGGUGUGUUGUGUAUCUGUGUAACGUCUAAGGAGUGACGACACUGAAUAAGGUCUGUAAAUGUAGUUAAAAGUGGAUUGGGUAGGGAUUAGCUAAUUAAUGAUUAAACAAAAUGGCUGCUCAGACCUACAUUGCCAUCUCUGAGCUGCAUCCCAACUUCUCCCACCCGAAAGUGGCAGGAAUCAUCAUUGGGAAAACUGAUGUCAAAAGCUUUCCUGACAGAAAAAACAUUGGCAUGGACAGAUUCACGUUCGGCUUCACUGUUAAGGACUCACCUGACUUCUUCAUUAAUGUGACAGCCUGGGGAAACGAUGAAUACAUCAAUGGGCUCUCCAGCAGUUUCAGCAUUGGAGACUGUGUCAUCAUUGAAAACCCUUUAGUUGCCAACAAAGACCCAGAGAAAGGGGACAGAUUCUGUCCCACAACACCAAGCCUCUACAGGCUGCUGGUGACGGAGGCUCAUUCCCAGGUGUGUCUUUGUGCUGACAUGGACACCAAUGACAGGCUUCUGCCACUGAUCCACCUGCCAGUGAAGGACUCCAGGGAUUUCUACUCUCUGGGAGACAUUGUGGCCAAUGGGCAGAGGCUGGAUGGAGCAGUGAUAAAUAUACUGGCUGCAGUGAAGUUGAUCGGAGAGCCGAAGCAGUUCACCACUUCAGACAGACGCAAAGGGCAGCGGCUGGAAGUAAAGCUCUUUGAUGACUCUGUCUCUUCCUUCCCUCUGGUCUGCUGGGACAGAGAAGCCAUUCAGCUUGUGCAAACUUUGAUACCGAAGGAGACGGUGCUCUUCAUAGCUGAUGCAAAGAUUAGUUUUGACAGCUUUCGCAAUGGCAUGACAGCAACCGUGAACUCGAAAACCAUUAUCACUGUCAACCCUGAUACCAGAGAGGCCAGUGUGCUGUUCAGCUAUGCUAAAGAAGCAUCUGAGUCUGGUGCUCUGGAUCAGGAUGAGAAAUCAGAAGAUGAGACUGUGGAUUCCAUCACUGAUGUGUACACAGUGAGCCAGCUGAAGAAGAAGGCCCAGGAGAAUCCUGAGACUUUCUUUGGCAUCACAUACAGCUUCAUCUCCAAGCUCGACCUCGACUCCUCUGUUUCAAAAGUUAUCAGGACACGGUGCUCCAGGUGUAAGUUUCAGGUGACUGAGGAUGUGCACAGCUGCACCAACCAGUUUUGUCCGGGCAGGGAUGAGGCUUUUUCAGCCACCUCAGGCUUUGACCUGCUGGUGGACUUCACAGACCACACCGGCACCCUGCACUCCUGCACCCUCAGGAGCCCGGUGGCGGAGAAGACACUUGGUUGUACAACAGAGGAGUUUACCAGUUUGACUGAUGACCAGCGGACUGCAAUGAAGUGGAAAUUUCUUUUGGAGAGAUGCAAAAUAUACAUCAAGAUUCUCCCUUCCACUAAAACGAAGAGCGGGAUCCGAGGGGUGGUCCUGGCCUGCUCACUGGCCGACCCAGGAGAGGUGAAACAGCACAUGUCUGCCCUGCUGCACCGGCUGUGAUCACAGCGCACACUGACUGGGCGGGAAAGCACUCGUGUGGCAGCUUUCUGCUUUACCUGCCCUGUGGUACUGUUCUGACUGACAUGUUAACAAGGACAAUAGUCGUUUGGUCUUUGUGUUUUUUGACUGGGAACAUUCACUGCGCUGUUCAUGUAUUUAUUUAACUUAUUUAUUUAAAUAAACAUAUGUAUUAAAGUGCUGUACUGUUA